This is a messenger RNA of Epithele typhae, 171 nucleotides long. RefSeq lists its product as uncharacterized. The record is from RefSeq and is a predicted model, not a curated record. The annotation marks the transcript as partial. The transcript has a single exon. Lineage: Eukaryota; Fungi; Basidiomycota; Agaricomycetes; Polyporales; Epitheliaceae.
AGCUCAGAUCAUCUCGGUGUUUCCGUUGCAUACGCCGAACAGUAUCACCUGGUCGAGAUCGUUCCAACGACCUGGCUUGCCGCUGCAGUUGCGAUCAUACCUAUCAGGGCCCAGACUGGGCCGGGAUUGCGGCGAAACCUCUGGGUUGUUCACUCGUUUGAUCGCGUGAGU